Molecule: messenger RNA, 3172 nt
Organism: Uranotaenia lowii
Lineage: Eukaryota; Metazoa; Arthropoda; Insecta; Diptera; Culicidae
Product: protein FAM161A
Exons: 3
Coding region: 585-2825 (746 amino acids)
Biological process (GO): cilium organization
Cellular component (GO): cilium
Source: RefSeq, a predicted model, not a curated record
GUUACCCCUCUUUGGGGUUAUUUGUUUUCGUUGCCUGCACUUCGGAAUGCACAAACACUUGUCUAGCACGAAACAACACACAGAAAACAAUUAUAGAUCCUUAAAACCAAACACAGCUGAUAAAGAUGUUCAAGCUGCACGCAUAAAACACGUCCGAACGAACUGAUCUCCUGCUCCCAACUGACUUUACUCAGGCAAUUUUACCGAUCUACAUUCAAAUGCAAAGCAAAUCGUGAGGGAGAGAGCGAGAGCGGAAAGAGCAGAUCACAACAAAAGGCAAACAAAAACAUUCAAUGCAUUCCCUCCGACGAUGCACAUGCGCCAUCGCUGUGCCCGCCCUACAACCUAGCCCGCCAUGUCUAAUCAAAGACCAUCAAGAGCAUGCUUCCGGGCGCAAUCGCUAGAUAAGGCGGGAAUUGUGACUACAACCUGACCAUACCUCGUUACCAUGGAACACCUAUAAAUGCAAACAAAUUUUUCCUUCAACUCCUGGUUUAAGUGGUGAAUUUUUCGUUUCUGAAAAUAUUUGCAUAAGAUUCCAUACUAAAUUAGGCAAAAUGCCAAAACUCGACCAUUCCUAAGAAAUGUCAGGUCACGGAAGAUCUGUUUUCAUAAAUUCCUGUGUCAAGAAACCUCUGAACCCGAGAAACAAACUUCCCAAUCCUUCGUAUCUAGUUCCGCAGUGCUCAUUGGACCGUGGCCUCGACGAUCCACAGUUGCAGAGCAACAUGAACACAAUCACCCGCAAAAAAGCGACCAAUAAGUGUCCGCUGGCUCGGGCUGGUUGUCAUCCACGGCGGAACAAAGGGCUGUCCAUCACUAAUCAGCUACGCAAGGAAACUGACAACUUCCAAUCGCUUGUAAAGUUCUAUGACAGCAUCCCGGACUACGACGAACUACACCAUCUACCCAAUGACGAGUUUUACUACAAGCUCAACACUCUACGCAAAAAACAACGAGAACUUCGAACCAACUGUUUCAACAGAACCGAGAAACUCCAAAUCAUUUCUCCGUCCCUUAAAACUCAAAGCGAUGAUAAUGAUUCACUCACAUCGUGGAGUAAAUCUCCUCCAUCGGUUAGUGUAGCAGAAAAUACACUCCUCAAGCCCCCAGCAACCAAAUCGGUUAGGAUCGAAACCACUGCUAAAGACGAAGACGAACACGAAGAACGACAAUCUCGUAGAAAAUUCCGAGCUGGAACCCCCUUUGUAUCAGACCCCGAAGACAGUAUCAGAAAAGCUUCAACCUGCACGACUCCCGCUAACUCUGAAUUCGUCGAACGCUACGACCGCUACGUCAAAAGAAAUUUACGCUGCAAGUCGGCAUCACCAAUCAGGGAUUACUCCAAAAUUACCAUACCACACCCGUACAAAAUGACUCAACGUGAAGAAGAUGAAAGAGCCCUGCAGGAACUGCUCAUAGCCAGCAAAAACGCCUUCUCUUCCAAAGAAACCAUCAACAAAUUACCCCCGGCACAAAUUAAAGCCAAUCCAGUCCCCAUAACGUCCCGCAUUCCGCUUUUUGACACCAUUAUGGCAGACCAGGAAUACCGUAGUCGGUUGGUGAAGCUUAACUCCGAGAUCGAGCUCCAAUCGCAAAUCAAACCCUUCCACUUUAGCGAACGUUUAAGCCGGCCAUCCAACAAUCGCUGUCUAAGUCGCAGUCUGUCUUCGCCAGCCCUGCUAACCACCGGCCUCGAAACACCGACAACAAACUUCAAAGCAAAACCGUGCCCCAAAAAUCUGUUCAGUAACUACUUCUACUUCAAAAUGUGGGAAGACGAGUACUUUCGAGACAUGAAUAAGCGGUUGCGGGCAGAGGAAAUGCUGAAGCAGGCUUCGCUGCCACCAGCCAUGGCCCGGCGAGAGCGCCUGAUCCAACGAUCCAAGCUGUCCUCGGCAGACGAGGAACUUGGGCUAGACCCGGUGGUCGGUACCCAGCUGACCAAGAAAACCAAACGAAAGCGCAAAUCUAAACGCAGCGCCAAACGCAAGAAGAGCGCGGAGCAGAAGUGCGUCGAAUACUUCGCCAGCAUGCAGCAACAACAACAACACCAGCAGAGUCGAAGCAUGAAGGAGAAGCUGCACUAUCCAUCGAGCAACUCUAGCUGUGCGAGCACAAGCGCCGAUCGAAACCCUACUCCGAUAUAUCCGGUGAAUAGGCCUAACUUGGCGGCCACCCUGCGCACCGAGUGGUGCCGCAAAAAGCUGCGCGAUCUGGAGCUGGAAGACAACGUAGCGAGCAUCAAGCGCGUUCCCAAAUUUCAAUGGGGUGUCAAAAAGUCGCAGGCCUUCCAGAAUUUGAACCUUGAUCACACCCACCAGGAGGAACUGAACCUGCGAUUGGCAACGAGGCGUGCCGAACAGAAAUUGCGACACGAGGAGCACGCCAUCAACAUGGAACUCAUGCGGCAGCGUGUUAAAGCGGCUCCGCUGCUCUUAGAGGGUCCACCCCAAUGGGGUCCCCGGUUGGGUCAUGUGACCCAUCGGUGUUUGACGACGACCAAGGAUUUGGAGUCACCGUUUCCAAAACCGGAACGAACCUCCAUCGCAAAGGGUGAACGUUCGAGCAGGAAAGAACAUCCGACAGGAUCCGGUGGUAAAAAACGGGAAGCUUCGAACAAUUGUCCGGGUCGAUCCAAUCACCAUCAUCAGCAUCGUCAAUUCAGAUCCAACGGAAGUGUGAAAAAUAGAAGUUGCAGCAAGUUGAGCGAUUACUCGAUGGAUUCGUUCGACAAGAUUAGUUCUAAAUUUUGCGGCGGUGAAAGCGACUUUCUGGGAAAGCUGGACGACGAUGAGCUGGGAAGUUUCGGAGAUGAAGUUUGAACAACAAUGAAGAGGUCAUUUGUCCUUCGUUCGAAGAAACCGAUCAAACGCACAAUCAAAUCGACUUGUUGCAUUUGGUUAGCACGGAGUUUUGUUCACGUGUCUUAUGUGAAGCAACUUGGAACUCCUGAAACCAGAAUCACCAAUAGUUUUCUAAUUUGUUAAAAAAAAAUUGUGUACCGUAACGAAAAUAUGCAUAAGUGCCCCCUUAAUUCUGAUUCAAAUAAUGUUUCGGCUCAUACAUACUUAGCCAACAGAAGGCAGAUUUCGAAGUUUUUGCUCGCCGCCUUUCAACGGACGAACAUCAUAACACAAAAAAUCAAUGUACCUAUUAUAGUUUAUUGUAC